This is a messenger RNA of Emiliania huxleyi CCMP1516, 2048 nucleotides long. Its product is annotated as UDP-glycosyltransferase, MGT. The record is from RefSeq and is a predicted model, not a curated record. NCBI's taxonomy places the organism in Eukaryota, Haptophyta, Isochrysidales, Noelaerhabdaceae. The transcript has a single exon. Gene Ontology annotation, molecular function: UDP-glycosyltransferase activity. The coding region runs from base 25 to 1617 and encodes 530 amino acids.
GACGACACAAAGGAGCAGCGCGGCAUGGCUCAGCAGCAGCGAUUUAUCUUCAUCUUCUCGACCGCUUCGGGACACACCAAUCCUUCCUUCCCAAUCGCUCGUCACCUCGUCAAGCGCGGACACAGCGUGACGUACCUCUCGUCGAGCAAUUUCCGAGCAGCCAUCGAGGCGACUGGAGCGGUUUUUGUCGACGAAGCCACGGUCCUGACAGAAUUCUUCCAGGCCGCCGACAACUAUUCGGCGGCAUCCCAGGCGUUGAUGGCGGAGUUUGGGUGCGAAUCGAUGCCGUUCCACCUGCAGAACCUCAAGCUUGGCAACGUCAGAAUCGAGCGGCAGCUGCCCGGUCUUCUGCGCUUUCUGAACGAGGGCGCGUACGAUGCGGUGGUGUACGACCCUCUGAUGCUGCCCUCCGCCACCCACGCGUGCAGCCUCCUCAGCAUUCCAGCUGCGGGUCUGUUCACGGUCGCUGGCCCAGGCGCCAUCGAGGCGUUCCUCAGCGACGCGGUCAGCAAGGCGGGCAUCGGCCUGGAGGACCUCGACCGAGCCUACUUUGAGGACGAGGUCAACACGGCUGCCAUGCUGCGGCUGCGCGAGCGCUACCCAGGGAUCGCGCUGCCAAAGGAGCGCCCCUUCUCGCUGCCGGUGAACAACUGCUACCUCGGAGGGCCCAAGGCGGCGACGCUGGUGACAACGAUUGAACCGCUGUGCGACGCGGUGAGCGAGCGGACGGCGUCAGCGCUCGAUGAGGCCAAAGUGACCUUCUUCCACAUUGGUCCCAGCCUGGACGUCGAGGGCGCGGCUCGCGCAGGCGGCUUCGUCUUUAGCAAGAAGGAGGAGCAGGUCGCACCGCCAACGCUGCACCGGCACCGGUCGGACGUGCAAGACACCGGCGACUCGGCCCUCGCCGCCGUGAGGCAGGCCAAGGAGUUGGGCGUCCCGGUGGUGUACGUCAGCCUUGGAACCGUCCUGACCUCGGACCUGCCCACGGUUGGCUGGGAAAGCCGCGAGGCGGACGGCGAGGGCAAGGCCUUUGGCAUCACCGGCAAGCAACUGGUGCAGAGCGUCUUUCGCGCGGCCUUCGACGAGUUUGGUGCGCCCGAGGUUGCGGAGGCGGGGCGAGGCAGCUUUACCGAGGCGUGCAGCAAUGGCGCGCCGCUGAUCGUGUGUAGCACCGGCCCGCAGCCAGACGCGCUCGACGGGCUGGCCGUCCCUCCGAACGCCGUUUGCCGCAGUUACAUCGCGCAGGUCGACCUCCUCUCCUCGGGCGCUGUGAGCAUGUUCGUGACGCACGGCGGCCAGAACUCCUUCACCGAGAGUAUGGCCAAGGGCGUCCCCCUGGUCGUCGUUCCCGGAUUUGGCGACCAGCCCGUGAAUGGCCGCAAGGCCGAGAGCUUGGGCUUGGGCCUCGCUGUCCCGCGCCCCAAGGAGGACGGAGACGCCGUCCUUUCCGAGUACGUGCGCGACCUGCGCCAGGCGAUGCGCGGCGUGCUUGAGGGCGACUCGUACCGCGCAAAGGCGCGGGAGAUGGCGGAGGCCAUUCGCGGCGCGGGCGGGGCGGAGAGGGCGGCGGAGAUUGUGAUUGGCCUCGCCGAGGCUGGGCGAGGCCGUCCCCACUGAUUAGUUUGAUCGUACAGGGGGCGCUGAACGCGCUGUGGCGGGAGAACCGGCCCCACCGCAUGCGGGCGGCUCGCUGGCGUCUGGGGCACGGUGUCGUGACUCUCUCUCCUCGCUCGAUCUGCGUGCUUUUGCGCUGUGGCUCACGACGCGGCAACGCGAUGGGACGCUGCGUCGAGCGUGGCGCGUUGUGGCGUUCUCGUCUCGGUUCUCAGAACGAUUCUCAGAACCGGCAGAAUGGUUUGUAGAAGGGCGGCGCGGUGGCGAGCGAGCAAGCGCCACGCCGCGCAGCCCGGACUACGCUCGAUCUGCGUGCUUUUGCGCUGUGGCCGGACACACUGACCAUAUGAUAUCGGUCACCCAUUGCAAAAGUUGGAGCGAAAGAAAUGUGGUAUUUCUCACGCUCUGUGGGUCGGUAAAAAGUAGCGACACCC